AUUUUUUAAAGAUAGAAUUAUAUAUAAAUACAUUAGUUUUUAUUAAAUUAGAGAAAAUACAAGUAAAUAGAAUACAUUAUAAGAUCCUUCGUAGUGUCAUUAUGGCCGUCUGCUAUACUCUGAAGUAAUUUCAGAGGUGAGGUUUUGACCCAACAGAUCGUAAUUUUUAAACAGUCGUAAGAAAAUACAAAGAGAAGAUGGUAGUGGGAGUUUUUCCGGCCCUUAAAUUGGGAGUGUUAUUCGUUAAACAAAUUAGCAAACCUUUAGCAAAGUUUUUGGUUAACCAAGCAAAAAAUCAUCCUGUAUUUAGAACCUAUUUUAUCAUACCUCCUGCGCAAUUUUAUCAUUGGGCAGAAGUGAAAGCUAAAAUGUAUAUAAUGAACCUCGGUAAACCGACGAAAGUUGCCAAACUAAACGAAGCUAUGGCAAUAGAAUUAGGAGCAAAUUUGAUGGGUGAGGUUAUCAUAUUCAGUGUUGCCGGUGGAUGUCUAGUGUUGGAAUACAACCGUCAAGUAGCAAAGGAAACAAAGAAAGAAGAAGCUCGUCUUGAACAGAUACAAAAGUUUACAAAUGACAUUGAAAACUUAAAUAAAAUUACAUCCCAACAAGAAACUGAAAUUCAGUAUCUACUUGAAGCUGUUAAAACAUUAUCUAAACACACAAAAAAUAAAUUACCUGCCAUGCCAAUAGUAACACAUACAAAUGAACAGGAAGGAUCACAUAGUACUGAUGGAAAACUUGAUGCAAAUAUGAAUGUAAAAACAAAUGUGGAAACACAUGACAAAGAAAAUGAAAAACAGUCAUUAGUUGAACGUGCCAUAAUAUACUAUGAACAUGAUGUCAAAGCAGAUAGAAUCAGUUAACUCAAAUUUAAUUAUUUUAUUGAUGAAUGUGAUUUGAUAGUGUAGAUAUAAUAUCGAUAAUAUUAUAGGCACCAAAUAACAAAUAGGUUUAUAAUGCUGCAAUGUAUAUAAAAAAUAUUUUCCAUAAUACAUACAGUGCAAGAUUUUGUAUAUAAUCAAAAGCACAGUCGCAUGUAACAAUUUUCGUAUGCUAUUAUAUACAUGUGUAUAUAAUCUCUUUUUUUAAUUGUCAAUGACCCUCAAAAGAAGAUAUAAUUUAAGAAAAAUUUACUACACACACAUGAAUGUAUUUAAGUUAUGUUAUUUUCAAUAGCAAUCCAAACACCUGAUUAUUUUGUUUACAGAUCUGCCAAUCUACUUAAAUGCAUCUCAAUUGUAUUGUAUAUAAAAAGUACAAGCAUAAUGAUAAUAAUAAUAAUAAUAAUACUAAUAUGUACUUGUUUAAAUAUACAUUUAGUAAUGCA
This is a messenger RNA of Hylaeus anthracinus, 1327 nucleotides long. Its product is annotated as optic atrophy 3 protein homolog. Gene Ontology annotation, biological process: regulation of lipid metabolic process. Gene Ontology annotation, cellular component: mitochondrion. The coding region runs from base 198 to 863 and encodes 221 amino acids. The transcript has 3 exons. NCBI's taxonomy places the organism in Eukaryota, Metazoa, Arthropoda, Insecta, Hymenoptera, Colletidae. The record is from RefSeq and is a predicted model, not a curated record.